Messenger RNA from Branchiostoma belcheri (Belcher's lancelet), 2630 nucleotides. RefSeq names its product nebulin-like. NCBI's taxonomy places the organism in Eukaryota, Metazoa, Chordata, Leptocardii, Amphioxiformes, Branchiostomatidae. The record is from RefSeq and is a predicted model, not a curated record. Gene Ontology annotation, molecular function: actin filament binding. The transcript has a single exon. The coding region runs from base 264 to 2519 and encodes 751 amino acids.
CAGAAGGACUAUCCGAUGGGUAUGGAGGGUAGACCUGGACAGGCGGGGGCAGAAAGCGGACAAGGAGAUCCUCCGUCUUGUGGACAUGUCGCAACUCCACAGCAUCAUCAAAUACCAGGAGGAGUUCGAACAGGGCAAAGGGAAAUACACCACCAUUCUGUACGAUCCUGAAACUCAGAGGGUGGUCGAACUGUCCUCAAUUCAGAGUGCGAUCAAAGUACGAAGAUGACUACAGGAAGAAUAAGGGCCAGUACACAACUGUCAUGUUCGAUCCUGAAACCAAACGUCUCUUGGAACUGUCUGAAAUCCAAAGUGCCUUCAAGUACCAGGAGGACUUUGAGAGGGGUAAGAGCAUCUACUCGCAGAUUCCCGACGAUGUUCAGACAAAACGUGCAGAGGAGGUGUCUCACUUCCAGAGUACAAUCGAGUAUGGGAAGGAAGCUCGAGCACAGCUGCCACAGUACACCCCUGUUGCUGACGAAAAAGAGGUGGUCAGGAUGGUGAACAUGACUAAGCUUCACAGCUUGAUCAAUUAUCACGAGAGGUAUGAGAAGGAAAGAGGUGGUUACACCACGAUUCUCUUUGAUCCGGAGACAAGGAGAACCAUGGAGCUCUCCAACGUACAGAGUCUGGUGAAGUAUCAGGAACAGUUCCAGCAACAGAAGGGUAACUACACCACUGUUCUGUAUGACCCUGAGACUAAACGAGUGGUAGAGUUGUCCAAAACUCAGAGCCAGUUGGAAUACCAAAAGGACUACCCACUCACCAUGGAAGGCAGAGAAGCUGGAACGAUUGACGACCAGGACAAAGAGGUCCUUCGUCUUGUGGACAUCACCAACUUGCAGAGCUUGUCAAAGUAUCAGGAGGAGUUCCAGAAAGGAAAGGGCAAUUAUACCACAGUGCUGUACGACCCAGAGACCAAGAGGGUUGUGGAGGUUAGCUCUAUCCAGAGCCUUAUCAAAUAUGAGGAGGACUACAGGCGAUCUAAGGGUCAAUACACUACAAUCAUGUUUGACCCUGAGACCAAACGCCUUAUGGAGAUGUCUGAAAUCCAGAGUGCCUUCAAGUAUCACGAGGACUUUGAAAAAGGUAAAGGUAACAUCAUGCAGAUCACAGACGACGUGGAAACUCGCAGAGCUACUGAUGUCAGUCAUCUUCAGAGCACGUUGGAGUACAGGAGAGACUAUCCACUUGAUUACCAACAAAGACCUGGCUAUACUGCAUCCACAACUGACAAGGAGCUGGUCAGGCUUGUGGAGAUGUCAAAACUUCACAGCCUCUCUGAAUAUCGUUCCGAUUACGAGAAAGGUAGAGGUGGCUACACCACCAUCCUGUUCGACCCAGAAACCAAGAGACUCCUGGAGAUUUCCAGGGUUCAGAGCCUGAUAAACUAUCAGGAACAGUUCUACCGUGAUAAGGGCAACUACACAACUGUCCUGUGGGACCCACAGACCAAGACAGCUGUGGAGUCUACGAAACUGCAGAGCCAGAUUCAGUACCAGAAAGACUUCCCAGUCGGCAUGGAAGGCCGGGGUGGAAAGGGUGCUGACGAGGCAGACAAGGAAAUUCUCCGACUUGUGGAUGUGAGCAAGCUGCAGAGCUUGGCACAGUAUCACGAGGAGUUCCAAAAAGGCAAGGGUAAAUACACAACUGUCCUCUUUGACCCAGAGACACAGAGGGUUAUUGAGUUAUCAGCAGUCCAGAGUCUGGUCAAAUACGAGGAUGAAUACAAGAGGAAUGUUGGACAGUACCAAACGGUUCUCUACGACCCGGAAACGCAGAGGGUAAUCGAGAUGCAAAAGAUGCAGAGUGUGUUCAGGUAUCACGAGCAGUUUGAGCAAGAGAAAGGUCAAUACACACUGGCAACAGACAGCAUCGACGCCCGCCAUGCGCAAGAUGCCUCUAGAGUUCAGAGCACUCUUCUGUACAGAAGGGACUUCCCACAAGAGUUUGAAGGCAGAGCAGCCUACAUCCCCAUUCCUGAUGACAAAGAGACCCUGCGCAUCAUUGAGCUCACCAAACUCCAGAGCUUAGUGCAGUACCAGAAGGAGUAUGAUAAGUCCAAGGGUGACUACACCACAUGCCUGUAUGAUCCAGAAACACAGAGGGUACUCGAGCUGACAAGAAUACAGAGCUAUGUCAACUACAAGAAAACUUUUGAGAAAGAGAAGGGAAGCUACACAACCAUCAUCUACGAUCCUGAAACAAGGAGAUGUAUCGAGCUGUCAAAGACAGAGUCACAGAUUGGGUAUAAGAAGGACUUCCCGGUAACAUUCGAUGGAAGGCCUCACAUCUCGACAUACGGCGACAAAAGAGCUGUUGAGGCUCAUCGACAUUUCAAACGUACAGAGUGUGAUAAAGUACCAAGAGGAGUUCCUCAGAGACAGAGACAGGUACACAACGGUAAUGUACGACCCAGAAACCAAGCGUGUGAUCGAACUCUCCAGGAUCCUGAGCCUUUCCAAGUACCAGGAAGAGCACCAGAAAGGCAGGGGGAAAUACUCAACCAUCCUCUUUGAUCCAGAAACACCACGGGCUCUGGACCUGACCCAGGUGCAGAGCUCUGUCAGGUAUCGCAAAGACUACCCACAGACCAUGGAGGGUCGGGCUGGGUACUCUGCCAGCAUAGA